AUGGCAAUGGUGCCGAGUCGUCCAAGACGCUCUAUCAGAGUUUGCCACGGAGCAAGCAGAUCAUGCGUUCUUGCGAUUGCAAUGGUCAUGACGGUUUUCGUCCUAAGUUCGCCCGCUCCCUAUAUUGCCUUUUUUCCGGAUUUUGCACGACGAGAUCCUGGAAGGAGGGAACUUCGAGGUGAAUACUCUGGACCCGGCGAACAAAGGUUGUCACUUCCGCUCAGCUGUGGUGGACGGCUGUUGGUGCAGGCUUACAAGGCUUCGGAGCAGCAGGUGCCUGCAGGCUGGCCAGUUGGGAGCUUCCAGGAGUGGAGGAGCCUGGUUUUCGAAUCCGCGCCAGAAACAGCGCAGGAGCGAGGCCCUCCCUUCAUACAAUCCGUGUCGAAAGUGACGUGCGCCGCUGACAACAAGUGGCUUCCAGAAGCAGAUCCAGAGGUCCUGGCCUUGAACUACCCCAAGACCCUGGCGGCCUCUGUUGCCGCCAGCUUGCGGAUGCUUGCAGCCAGGGAGCCUCGGGUGCUAGUCAUCGGCUUGGGCUCUGGUUCAGUUCCCCUAUGGCUGGCCAAUGCCUUUCCAGACAGCCGAGUGGAUGUGGUGGAACUCGAGGCUGCGGUAAUCCAAGCUGCUGGAGAAGCGCUUGGAUUCCCAAUUGAGGCGGGUGGAGGCACUGGCCGAUCGCCUCUGCGCCGUGCGCUGGGUGGCCGCUUGCAAGCGAUCUGUGGUGAUGGUGCUGCCCUUGCUGCGGGGUGGGCAGCUGAUCCGCAUGGCCCCCGCUACGAUGCGGUCAUCAUUGAUGCUUAUGAUGCACUGAAUCGCGUCCCGCGACCAUUGUGGGACAAGGACGGGCCACUGGCACAGGCCCUGCCCGUGCUUCUCAAAGAGCGAGCCGUGGUUGCGGCCAAUGUGCCGCCUGGCUUUCCCACUGAGGAAAUGCUCCGCGGCUUCCAGAAGCGCCUGCAGAGCAACGGCAAGGUUGUUCCGGCCGCGCUGGCUCUGGAGGUACCGGAGACCGCCAACACUGUAGCCCUCACGCUGCGCUGCAGCAGCUGUCGCAGUGCGGCAGAGUUCUACGGCCGCCUCUGCCAGGCUGCAGAAAACUUCCAGCAAAGUGGCAUCUGCCUCUUCAGCGCUCCUGACCGACUCACCAAGUGCUUGGUGCGUGAGGUGUAG
Molecule: messenger RNA, 1170 nt
Organism: Symbiodinium pilosum
Lineage: Eukaryota; Dinophyceae; Suessiales; Symbiodiniaceae
Source: the annotation of a GenBank genome assembly